Cotesia glomerata is the source of this 1995-nucleotide messenger RNA. Its product is annotated as EF-hand domain-containing protein 1-like. Gene Ontology annotation, biological process: mitotic spindle organization; cilium-dependent cell motility; mitotic cytokinesis. Gene Ontology annotation, molecular function: alpha-tubulin binding. Lineage: Eukaryota; Metazoa; Arthropoda; Insecta; Hymenoptera; Braconidae. Bases 130 to 1938 code for a protein of 602 amino acids. Gene Ontology annotation, cellular component: mitotic spindle; axoneme. The transcript is spliced from 5 exons. The record is from RefSeq and is a predicted model, not a curated record.
CUGUUUUAUUUUGACAAAAAACAAUUUUGUUAUUUAAUAUUAAUAUUAAUUACUCCUUAGCAACGAUCAAUACCCGUUGUCAGAGUAAACAUCUAAAUAAAUAAAUGUAAGUAAGAUUGUGAUUACGCGAUGGCGGACUUACCUUUGUUACCUGGGUACUCCUUUCAAAAUUAUUUAAAUCAAGACCACAAACUUAAACAAAAAUUAAAUUACUCAAAUGCGGGUAGAAUUGUUAGUGACUCGAGUGUUGGAACGGGACGACGUCCCGUGGAUUCAAAGUCAUCAGCUUACGCCCAGGAGUCCCCUAAUGAAGUUAUAUACGACCCCUCACUGACUUAUGGAAGAUCAAAAGGAUACGCUUAUCGUCAAGUAAUACCGCAUUAUGUGUUGUACGCUCAAAAGUGUCUGAAUUUCAAGGCAUUUUUCCGCCAGAGUGUUCCCAAUUCCCCGGCUGAGUAUCACAGGAUACGUCAUGUCAAUAUUAUUUAUUUUCUUGAGGAUGACACAAUGUCAGUUAUGGAGCCCGCGGUUGACAAUGCGGGUUUUAAGCAGGGCAGGCUGGUACGUCGUGGAAAAAUUCCUAAAAUCAACGGCGAGUUUUAUCAUUGGAAAGAUUUAAAUAUUGGUAUUGAUUUAGCAAUUUAUGGAAUAGUUUAUCACACGGUGGACUGUGAUACCUUCACUGAAGAAUUUAUGCGAAGCCAGGGAAUUGAUUUAGGAGAAAAAGAGACCCCGCCACCGGACUCUUACACCCAGGAGCGUGUCGCCAAAGAAAAUGCUUCACGAGCAGCAUUAUCAGCGACCCGACGUACUCGUCCAGGUGUCGAAGAUCCAAGACGAAGGUUUUUGGAGUUUGACGGGAUGGUUUUGACCUUCGACGCGACCUGGAACGACGACCGCUAUCAGGUUUUGUACUUUUUGACGGAUGACACUAUCGCGGUGAGGGAAAUUCAGGUGACUAAUUACGGAAAAGACCCAUCAAGGUUACUCUUAAAGAGGAUGAAAGUUCCCAAAAAUUGGAGCGAUGUUCCCAAUUCGUUUCCGAGUAUUUACAUGGAAAGAUAUGAUAAUAAUAAUGGUGACUUUUAUUCGCCGUCUGAUUUAAAGGUCGGAGAAACAAUUUUUAUCUUUGGUCGUAAAUUUUAUUUUUAUGACUGCGAUAAUUUCACGAGGAAGUAUUACAGUGAAAUGCUUAAUAUUCAACAGCCGGCGCGAGUGUCGGCGGGAAUUGAUAAUGAUGAUUAUUAUUAUAAUAACUCGGAAGCAAGAAAACGCUUACAAAGACAAAUUAAGGAAAAUAAUAAAGAAGAUGUGAUAAGGAAGAUAUUUAAUCACCCAAAAAAACUUCGGUAUUUAGUGAGCAUGAUUGCUGUGCACCCGGAAGAUAAAGACCGUGAGUUUGUUCUUGAGUACAGUCUCAGUGAUGGGAAAAUAAAAAUAACCGAAAUAGAUAAAAGGAACUCUGGACAUCGGGGUGGAUGUUUUUUGGCGGCAAUGCUCGUACCAAAGAGUAAAAUUUAUCGAGCUGACACCGACAAUGAUCAAGUUGUUUAUUACACUCCAGAGGACUUUUUUAUUGGAGCUGAAAUAAAUAUUUUUAAUCACAGGUUUGUAAUCACUGGGGCUGAUUUAUUUGUACUCAAGUACGUGGAAGCUAACAGAGAUAAAUUUCCUACCUAUGUUGUUGAUAAUAUAAAGAAUUAUUUCGAUAAUCAAGCUACUUCUGGUGAUGAAUUAAUAAGAGAAUCUGCUUUGGAUAAAAUGGAAGACUUGCACUUACAAGAACCAAUUCAUUCUACUAAAUUGGCGGAUCCUCCGCAAGCGCAGAGAAUUAUUGAAAAUUUGCAGAGUAACUCGGGUGGAGAUUCUGAAAAUCGACCUGGUUCUACUAGACAAAUUUCUUGGGCUGAUCAAGUUCCCGUACUUUGCAAUAAUUAAUUCUUUUACAAAUAAAAUUUUUUACAGAUACAAAAAUUAUUUGGCUUAAUUUUUUUA